Perognathus longimembris pacificus (Pacific pocket mouse) is the source of this 1866-nucleotide messenger RNA. It is a transcript of the gene Fkbp7, whose product is annotated as FKBP prolyl isomerase 7. Gene Ontology annotation, molecular function: peptidyl-prolyl cis-trans isomerase activity; calcium ion binding. The transcript is spliced from 4 exons. The record is from RefSeq and is a predicted model, not a curated record. Bases 95 to 751 code for a protein of 218 amino acids. NCBI's taxonomy places the organism in Eukaryota, Metazoa, Chordata, Mammalia, Rodentia, Heteromyidae.
GACUGCCACGCAUCCGACUUUGGCCCCGGGAAAAGCUAAUCAGCAUUAAAGAUUAAUUUGGGAGAGGGGUCUUGUGGGGUCUGCUCUAGGGACCAUGCAUUUCUUUUUAAGAUUAGCCCUUUUCUUUUACCUGUGGGGACUCUUAACUGCCCAGGGACAGAAGAAAGAAGAGAGUACAGAAGAAGUGAAAAUAGAAGUUUUGCAUCGUCCAGAAAACUGCUCUAAGACAAGCAAGAAGGGAGACCUGCUAAAUGCUCAUUAUGAUGGCUACUUGGCUAAAGAUGGCUCGAAAUUUUACUGCAGCCGGACGCAAAAUGAAGGCCACCCCAAAUGGUUUGUUCUUGGUGUUGGACAAGUCAUAAAGGGCCUAGAUAUCGCUAUGAUGGAUAUGUGCCCUGGAGAGAAGCGAAAAGUAAUUAUCCCUCCUUCAUUUGCAUAUGGAGAGGAAGGCUAUGCAGAAGGCAAGAUUCCACCAGGUGCAACACUGAUAUUUGAGAUUGAACUUUAUGCUGUGACCAAAGGACCACGGAGCAUAGAAACAUUUAAACAGAUAGAUACGGACAAUGACAGGCAACUUUCUAAAGCUGAGAUAGACCAUUACUUAAAAAAAGAAUUUGAAAAAGAUGAGAAGCCACGUGACAAAACAUAUCAGAAUGCAGUUUUAGAAGAUAUUUUUAAGAGGAAUGACCAUGACAAAGAUGGCUUCAUCUCUCCCAAAGAGUACAAUGUAUACCAGCAUGAUGAGCUAUAGCGUAUUUUUAUCUCUAUAUUUUUAAAGAAAUUUAUUGUACUUUAUAUAUAAAGUCACUUUUCUCUAAAUUGUGUUUCUCUAAAUUGUGUUAUUUUUUCCAUGAGAAGAUAAUUUUUGUUUUCCUCAAUGUAUGUAAUUUUUUUAUGUAGUAAAUAUGAGUCUGUUUAGCAGAUUUAACUCUCAGGAAACACAUGGCUGUGUUUCCUAAUCCUUUGGUCUGUGAACUCAAUUGCAGCGCCAUGAAAUAGGCUAAUGUCCCAGUGUGUAAAAUCUCCCUUUCUGGGUAUGGGAGAAUAUGUAUGUUUAAAUCUGCAAGCUCAUCUGGGUACUGGUAGCUUACAUUGUAAUCCUAGCUACUCAAGAAGCUGAAUACUGAGAACAGUGUUUCAAAGCCAGCUAGUUCUGUCUGAAAAGUUCUGCUUGGUCAGGAAAUUAACCACCAAAAAGACAAAAGUAGAGGUAUGGAUCAAGUGGUAGAGUACCAGCUUGUCGCAAAACAUCUCUCUAACAGUGUAUAGGCCCUGAGUUCGAGCCCUAGUACGAGUACUACAAAAAAAAAAUCAGCAAGCUCUUUUCAACUCUCAACAGCAUAGCAUAUAUAAAUGUGUAUUACUUAAGAUGUUAAAAUAUCUCAUAUUUUUAAAUACUCAGCUCAGACUCAGAAACUAAUGUUUUUAUGGUUAUACAUUCCAUGAAAUUACUGAAAACAAAAGUCAGGACUGAAGAGUCUUGUGGUAUGCCCACAGUAUGAUACUGGUUCUAUAUCUCUAUCCUGCAUAUAAAAUCUCAACAUGGUUUGUACUUUCUUUUGUACUUCUAGCCUUCAGUAUUUCUUCCAAUCAGAAAUGUUUAUAUUUGACCAAAGCAUUUUCCAUUGUUAGCAGUCUUGUAGUCUACAUUUCAGAAAGCAUUCUAAAAAUGUGACCCCUCUACCUUCACCAAGGCUUAUAUAAAUGUACCAUCACAAACUUUUGCCCAUAGUUGUAAAUCAGUGCCAUAAAAUUCAUUUCUAAUUUUCUGUCUCUAGCUAUCUCUUUCCUUGUGGUUUUACAACAUCCUUAUCAUUAAUGGUGAGUGAUCUGUACUGUAUGGGAUUUUGUAAACAUUUAAAAAUG